GCUUGCGGCUUCUGUAGGGAAGGCGGUUUUCUCUUGUGCAAUCACGGGCUGGCAGCGGUCGCCAGCCAGGGGAGAGCUUGGCUGCCCCUGGUCGAGAAUUAAAACUCUUCUGUGUCGUGAAAUGUUUUGAUUUUUGCGUCAAGCGCUCUGCACCUGCGGAGAAUUUUCAGCAUUUGCGCUUUUUAUUGGCGUAUCUUUGAGAUCAGAACCAAAUUUUAUGUUUAAUUAUUAAUUUCUGAAUAUUUCCAAUCCAGCUCUCAGAGGACAUGCUCCGAGGGGUGGCAGAGCGCUGCCGAACGAGCCUUUAACCUGGAGCCUAUAAAUUGCUGAAGCAGCAACCAGUAAAACAGUUGUGGCUAAUUGUCGCCUGACACUGUUCCCUCUGCGCUGCUUCUUCGGGAGCCGGCGGGGCACGUUAAAUGCAGCUUUGUAGCUCUCUGCUGCUGCUACCACAAACCCCUGGUGACAGAGUGAAGUGCGCCAGGACGCGUUCCUCCCCAUCCUCGGCGAGACGGGGCUGGGAGCUGCUCUCGGCAUUUUGCGGCCGCAGGUUGUGAACGACGCCUGGAGCCCGGGACAGCCUGAGUGGGUGGUUUAUCAUGCGAGGAUGUGCCUGCACCCUUGCUGACCUGCCCGCUGUCCCCGCUGCCUGUCCUGCCCAGCGCCAUGGGAGGAUGCUUCUCGAAGCCCAAACCAGUUGAAGUGAAAAUUGAAGUUGUGAUACCUGAGAAGGAGAGAAGCAAGGAGGAGAUGUCGCCCAAUGGGAAAGCCAGCCCCCUGAUCUACAAAGUCAACGGGACUGCCCGACAUUAUCAUCUUGAGGAGCAUCCCAUUGCCAGCAAUCCCUACCACAACCCAAAGGAUGUGGUGGAAGCGUCCGUGUGUCAUGUGAAGGACCUUGAGAAUGGACAGAUGCGGGAAGUGGACCUGGGCUGCGGGAAGGCUCUGCUCAUCAAGGAAAGUGGCGAAUUCCACGCUGUGGGACACAAGUGUCCCCACUAUGGGGCUCCGCUGGUCAAAGGGGUUUUGUCCAAAGGAAGAGUCCGCUGUCCCUGGCAUGGAGCUUGCUUCAACAUCGGCACAGGUGACAUAGAGGACUUUCCUGGCUUGGACAGCUUACCCAGGUUCCAGGUGAAGAUCGAGAAGGAGAAGGUGUACAUCCGAGCCAGCAAGCAGGCUCUUCAGACACAAAGGAGGACAAAGAUGAUGGCAAAGUGCAUCUCCUUGAGCAACUACAACCUGAGCAGUACCAAUGUGCUGAUCAUCGGUGCAGGGGCAGCUGGACUGGUCUGUGCAGAGACCUUGCGCCAGGAGGGUUUCUCAGACAGGAUUGUGAUGUGCACGAUGGACAGACACUUGCCCUACGACAGACCAAAGCUCAGUAAGUCGAUGGAUUCCCACCCAGAGCAGAUUGCCCUACGCCCCAAGGAGUUCUUCCGCACCCAUGACAUUGAAGUCCUGACCGAAAUGCAGGUUGCGGCCGUGGAUAUAAAGAACAAGACAGCCGUGUUUAAGGAUGGAUUUAAGAUGGAAUACAACAAGCUGCUGAUAGCGACUGGAAACACGCCCAAAGCUCUCAGCUGCAAAGGCAAGGAGGUGGAAAAUGUUUUCAACAUCCGGACGCCUGAAGAUGCCAACCGUGUCGUGAAGCUGGCCACGAGCAAGAAUGUGGUUAUCGUGGGUGCAUCCUUCCUGGGGAUGGAGGUGGCCGCCUACCUCGCGGAGAGGGCCCACUCUGUGUCCCUGGUGGAGCUGGAGGAAGUCCCCUUCAAGAAGUUCCUUGGGGAGAAGGUUGGCCGUGCUGUCAUGAAGAUGUUUGAGAGCAACAGGGUGAAGUUCUACAUGCAGACAGAGGUGUCGGAGCUGCGGGAGCAGGAGGGCAAGCUGAAGGAGGUUGUGCUGAAGAGCGGGAAGGUCCUGCGUGCCGAUGUGUGUGUCGUUGGUGUUGGCGCAGUCCCAGCAACGGGCUUUCUCAAGCAGAGUGGCAUCAAUAUCGACUCCAAAGGCUUCAUUGUGGUAAACAAGAUGAUGCAAACCAACAUCCCUGGAGUCUUUGCAGCUGGUGAUGCUGUCACGUUCCCGCUGGCCUUGAGGAAUAAUAAGAAGGUGAACGUCCCUCACUGGCAGAUGGCCCAUAUGCAUGGCCGAAUAGCCGCGCUGAACAUGCUGGCCCACGGCAUGGAGAUCAGCACGGUCCCCUAUUUGUGGACUGCUAUGUUUGGGAAGAGCAUCCGAUAUGCAGGCCAUGGGGAAGGAUUUGAUGAUGUUGUCAUUCAGGGAGAUUUAGAUGAGCUGAAGUUUGUGGCAUUCUAUACCAAGAGGAGCUCCUGGAGAUGGCUUCUGGGUACCAGGAUGGCAUCCUGCGCUGAGAGCCGGAGGAGCGACGAGGUGAUGGCCGUAGCCAGCAUGAACUAUGACCCUAUCGUGUCCAAGGUGGCUGAGGUCCUGGCUGCCGGCAGGACCAUCCGAAAGCGUGAUGUGGAGCUGUUUGUCCAUCAUGGCAAGACUGGAGAUAUGUCCUGGCUAACUGGGAAAGGCUCCUAACGCUGCUGGCAGCUGCGCCCUCCUGAUGCUGCACUUGCCGUGGGGAGACGGGAUGGCAGCUCCACGGACAAGGGGGAAUGCCACAGCUGAGUCAUUUCCCUUUGAGACUUGGAUGCACCCAGCGCCUGUCACUGCGCACUUACCUUCCCAGCAGACCACCACCAGCUCCUCUGCCCCAGUGCCUACCAGGCUGGGGCUCUGCUGUUUCAAUUCCCAUGGAACACUGGAAAAGCAGCCCCCAGAGCGCAGGGUUUGGCACUGCCAUGGGCGCUGUGUGGCUGAGGAUGCUGCCAACGGGCCAGGGGGUCCCCAGGCAGGUCUGCCCCAAGCACAUCCCUCACCCCUGUAAACAGUGCGAGUGCCUUUUAUUGCUCCCUGUGCUUUCAGGCAUGUUGCCCCUUCCCAAAACCUCUUUGCUCCAGCAGCGCUCUGAUGCGCUUUCCCGCAGAGCCUGACAUCUGCUCCCUUGCCACAUGACUGCAGCGCUUGCCACAGCUCUCCCCAUGCCCACCCACCCUGCGGAGCUGCUGGGUGGUGCAAGCACCUCUUGUGUGGAGGCUUCCCACUUGCAUCCAGCUCACCUGUAUUUAUUUCCAGACUUCCUGAUCUGUGCUGUGUAGAAACAUCACCAGUCAU
Molecule: messenger RNA, 3180 nt
Organism: Athene cunicularia (burrowing owl)
Lineage: Eukaryota; Metazoa; Chordata; Aves; Strigiformes; Strigidae
Gene: AIFM3
Product: apoptosis inducing factor, mitochondria associated 3
Exons: 22
Coding region: 667-2544 (625 amino acids)
Biological process (GO): execution phase of apoptosis
Cellular component (GO): cytoplasm; mitochondrion
Molecular function (GO): 2 iron, 2 sulfur cluster binding; oxidoreductase activity, acting on NAD(P)H; flavin adenine dinucleotide binding
Source: RefSeq, a predicted model, not a curated record